AUGAUCCGAUCAUUGUUGUUACUCGGCCUUCUAGGCGCAUCGCUUCCCGCCCAUGGCCACCCUACCCAAUCUUACAAGUCUGGGCUUCGGCGCCGAACGGUAGACCUAAACGCCUAUCGUCUAAAGGAGACGGCCGAGUAUACGAACAAGGCUGCAGCAAGCACCAACAAGGCCGUCCGUCUUCUAAAGCGGGAUUCCUACGUCGACACCGCGACUGAGCUCGUCAAGAGCACUAUCCCCGGAGCCACGUUCCGCCUCGUUGACGACCACUACGUUGGCAAGAACGGAAUUGCUCACGUAAACUUCAAGCAGACUGCUCAUGGAUUGGACAUUGACAAUGCCGACUUCAACGUCAAUAUUGGAGCCGAUGGGAAUGUCUUCUCGUAUGGUAACUCAUUUUUCACGGGUUCCAUCCCCGAAGAAAGCCCUCUUCACAAGCGGGAGUUCUCGGACCCGACUCAAGCACUCUCGGGGGCUACUAAGCUUUUGGAGUUGCCUGUAACCGGAGAUGCCUCCGCAGAGGCGACCGAAGGCACCGAAACUUUUGUACUCAAAGGAACUUCAGGCGCUCAGAAAGACCCCGAAGCCCGCCUAGUCUACUUCGCCAAGCCUGACGGAAACCUAGCUCUUACAUGGAGGGUAGAGACCGACAUCUUAGACAAUUGGCUAUUGUCGUACGUUGAUGCAAACACCAACGAAGAAAUUCACGGUGUGGUCGACUACGUCGCCGAUGCUACGUACCUAGUCUACCCGUGGGGAGUAAACGACCCUGAUGUUGGCAAGCGAGAAGUCGUGACGGACCCGUGGGACCUCACGACAUCCGAGUUCACGUGGAUAUCCGAUGGAACGACCAACUACACGACUACACGAGGAAACAACGGCAUUGCGCACACUAACCCGGAUGGUGGAUCAGACUACCUUAACAACUACCGCCCAACCAGCUCGUCCCUAAAGUUCGAGUAUAAGUGGGAUGCGACUUUAACGCCGCCGUCGACUUACGCAGAUGCUUCGGUCGCUCAGCUCUUCUAUACGGCAAACACGUACCAUGAUUUACUGUAUGACCUCGGCUUCACCGAGGAGGCCGGAAACUUCGAAACCAAUAACAACGGACAGGGUGGCAAAGGCAAUGACUUCGUCAUCCUCAACGCGCAGGACGGCUCCGGCACCAACAAUGCUAACUUUGCCACCCCUCCCGAUGGACAGAACGGACGGAUGAGGAUGUACAUCUGGACACAGUCGACCCCUUAUAGAGACUGCGCCUUUGAGGCUGGUGUCAUUAUCCACGAAUACAGCCACGGAUUGUCGAACCGCCUGACCGGUGGUCCUGCAAACUCCAACUGCCUGAACGCUCUUGAAUCAGGUGGUAUGGGCGAGGGCUGGGGUGACUUCUUCGCAACAGCUAUCCGCCUACAGCCUGGUGAUACUCGGGAAACGGAUUACAGCUUAGGCGCGUGGGUUUAUAACAACCCCGAGGGUAUCCGAAACUAUCUAUACUCGACAAGCCUCGACACCAACCCAUACCAAUACGUCACGCUUAACACGUAUAAUGAAGUGCACGAUAUUGGUGAGGUGUGGGCUACAAUCUUGUACGAAGUAUUAUGGAAUCUCAUCGACAAGCACGGUAAGAAUGACGGCCCCAAGCCCGAAUUCGACCAGAACGGUGUCCCGACCGACGGAAAGUACUUGGCUCUGAAGCUUGUCGUUGACGGCAUGGCCCUCCAACCCUGCAACCCCAACUUCAUUCAAGCCCGUGAUGCCAUCAUUGAUGCUGAUGAGGCAUUGACCGGCGGUGACAACGUCUGCGAGCUCUGGACUGCAUUCGCUAAGCGGGGUCUCGGUGAGGGUGCUGCGUACUCAAGCACCAGGCGCACAGGAAGCAACAAGAUACCUAGCGGAGUCUGUUAG
Daldinia childiae is the source of this 1905-nucleotide messenger RNA. RefSeq names its product Extracellular metalloproteinase mep. The transcript is spliced from 7 exons. The record is from RefSeq and is a predicted model, not a curated record. The coding region runs from base 1 to 1905 and encodes 634 amino acids. Lineage: Eukaryota; Fungi; Ascomycota; Sordariomycetes; Xylariales; Hypoxylaceae. Gene Ontology annotation, molecular function: metalloendopeptidase activity; zinc ion binding.